GGAGGAGUUUAGUAGUAACCUCUUUCUUCUUCCAUCCAUCGCCGCCGCCGCCGCCGCCGCAUUCGCCGCCGUCGAGUCGUCGUCGUCGCCGGUCACCGCCGCCAUUGGCGAGAAGCGGAGAAGGGGAGGGGAGUGGGGGGGCAUAUCAAUGGAGGGGGAGGAGGGGAGGAAGGGGAAGGAGGCACUGAGCGGGGGGCACCUCUGCCACGUGUGCGGGUACCAGUACCCCAACGCGAACCCUAGCGCGAAGCUCCGCCGCUCCCACCGGAAGAACUGCGGGAAGGCGCCGGCCGCGGACGAGCGGGAGGAGGGGGAGGAGGUGGACGCCGACAUGGAGCGCAAUGCGGGGGAGGGGCUCCUGCCAGUUAGAGCAGGAGGAGGUGAGUCGGAGGGGAAUGCAGGCUCUCCAUCGCUCGGAUCUGCGAGAGGAGAUGCUGAUUUGGUGGAGGUGAAGGAGAUUGCAGAACAUGCUUCUCCAAACGUUACCGGAGUUCAAGUCAUCACUGGUUACUGCAGUGAAGCUGGUGUGAUUAAUUGCGCAAGUCAUUCUGAUGAAAUUUCAAAAGAAGUUGGACGUCCGGCUGAACGAGAAGAUAGUCUUGAUGAGUACCAGGACGCGUCUCCUUUUCUUCAUCAACCAGAUUCUGAAGUUGGUGCAGCAGUAGCACAUAAGUCAGAUUUUUCUAUUGAAGAAAUUAAGAAUUUGGAUAGUGUUUCACCAGCAGCAAGUGUAGCAGCAAAUGAAAUUUCUGUGGAAAUGGAUGGAGUAUCGAAAGAUCAGUUAUCAGGACAACCCAAUAUGACUAAUUUAUCUGGUGAAUCCAUAGUUGGAAAAGAAGUUGAGCCUACUGUGAUGCUUGAGAGUUCAGAUGAAUUCUCAGUUAAUGUUCACAGUGAUAAUACAUAUAUUGUUGACAGCAAACCUGAUAAGACAUCUGAGUUUAUUGGUGAUGUGAAUGGUUCAACUUCAUUUAUUUCUGACCUAACAUCCCAAUCUACAAGUCCCAUAAUGGUUGAAAGCUUGAUGGAAGAUAGCAUGGAUGCUCUGCACAUCAUAUCUGAAGUAUCACCAAGUUUGGAAGAAAAAGCAGGAUCAGCCAAUGCUGAAUCUGUAACAGAAAAUUCCAGAAUUGACUUUGUGCAAACUGAAGAUCAACUGAAGCUCACCAAUGCUGUAAAUACCUUGACAGAUUGCUCUUCACAGUACAAGUGUGUUAAAGAUACUUUAGAUGCCCAGCUGCCUGUUGAGAAUCCGUUCCUGGGUAAUUCAGUAUGUUCUUUAGAUGGUCAUCAGAGUGACCAUGUUGUUACUAAUAUGGAUAGCAUGUGGGGUUCUGAUGAUGAAGAUAUUUGUAGUGAAGGCAUCAAAGCGAAGGGCAGUGAGUUGGGUUUUUCUUGUGAGGAGAACCCACAACAUGUCGAGUUGGUUGAUAAAGCAGAUGAAAAUCCUUCUGUAGAGAAGCCUAAUGGAUUAUCAGAAGAGGUGGUCUGCAGCAAAGAGAUUGGCCCUGAGGUUCCUAUUAUAGGCCAGGUCUCUGCAAGUCAGCAUGUUGCCUUACUAAUGGAUCAAGUGUCCACAAAGAAUCCGUUCAUUCUAGAUGAUACCAGGAGCGACGACUUAUUUGAGCUUCCAACUGAGAAUUACCAUUCGGAAGCACAAAAUGUUGCUGAAUCAAAGCUGCAAGUUGACUUUACACCUCUGCCAUUGGAUCAGCUGAUAAUUGUGGACCAAACUAGCAUUGCUGAAGGCCAGCAAUUUGUCAUCUCAGGUGAUCGUGUACCAGCUAUCUCAAGUACCUGUGGAAAUGAACCUGCAGUUGGCACAGAGGAUGUGUCUGUCAGUAGCACUUCUGAUCCUGCGAAGAACAUUUCCUUGCAUGAUGCCUCAGUGAACAAUAGCAGACAGGAAGACGGGGAGCCUACAAGUGGCAUCAAUUUUGUGCCAUCUGAAGUAUUUCUUCCAGCAGAGUUUAGCACAAUGCCUACUUCUCAGGAUAUCAAUGCUCUCAAGAAUGAUGGUAACGAGAAGACGCCACUUGAAGACAUAAGCACCAAGGAUAUGACUGCAUCACUUAGUGAAGAUAAUGUUGAAGAAAAGAAAGAGACCGAAGGCACUAGUGUGAAGGAGAUGAAUUCAAUACUGAAAGCAGACAAUGUUGAAGAAGAGAAGUUGACUGAUGACACGAGUGCAGAGAGGAAUGCAAUGCAGCACAUAGAUGACGCUGAAAAGAAGCAGGCUGCUGACACUGUUUCGAGGGAAACGAGUGCUCUACAAAACAUAGAAGAAAGGGAAAACGUUGAAGGUACUGGUGCUAAGGGAGUGCCAGCAGUAGGGAGCUUGGAAAAUGCUGAUGCGGAGAAUCAGACUGAAGACACCAGUGCAAAGACAGAAUGUAAAUCAGAUAAUGCUGACAACAAGAAGCAGAGUUACGACACAAGCACAGAGGAGAUGAAUGCCAAGAAUCAAGCUCAAGAUACUUCCUCAAAGGAGAUGAACACCAUACAAAACACAUCUAAUGCUGAAGAAAAGAACCAAACUGAAGACCCAGCUGUCCAGGAGGGAAACAAGCAGAAGGAAGGCAUCUCUCCCACAGUAGCGAAGCAGAGUUCAGAAAGAGUUCAUGUCCCUCUCAAGGUGCUCCUAGCCGAGGCGAGUGUGGAGACGAAAGAAAAGAAAACCACUGCCAAGGAGCGUGUUUUGUCAUUCAGGCGCCGAGUAUCGAAGGACGACUCAUCGUCGGCCAAGUCCGGGUCCCCAAAACCUGGUGCUGAUGACAACAAAUUCUGGAGCUCCCCAGCAAGAUUGCCCGAGAACAAUGCUGAGAAGAAAUCCAAAGCAAGGAAGCAGCCAUGGAUGCCGUUCAUUUGCUGUCACUCGGUGCACUAAGCCUGCCAUCCAUCUUCAGCAGCACAAAGCUUCUCCAAGCUGCUGCUAUACACCAUGUGCAUGUUGCAUCUUGAGUUAUUAUUGAUAGCACUAGUAGUAGUAACAGUAGUAAAGGGCUUGGCUAUGCUACGAUGCUCUUUCUAGUAUUUGCAUUGGUCUACAUUUGCCGCUGUAACUAAAGCUCCCCACAUCUUUUGUGUAGAUAGUCCAUGCAAGUAAGAUUGUUUGGUAAUGUCGAGCUGAUACUUGCUGAUCUGCAUUGAUGUUCAGACUUUGUGAAUCAUGUGCGAUUUUGAUGUUCAUAGUAAACUUGCUCGUGAAUGGAUGUGGAUUCAGCCCUGUGCGCUGCAUUGGAUCUUA
Messenger RNA from Oryza sativa Japonica Group (Japanese rice), 3247 nucleotides. RefSeq names its product probable GPI-anchored adhesin-like protein PGA55. The record is from RefSeq and is a predicted model, not a curated record. Lineage: Eukaryota; Viridiplantae; Streptophyta; Magnoliopsida; Poales; Poaceae.